Molecule: messenger RNA, 665 nt
Organism: Daphnia carinata
Lineage: Eukaryota; Metazoa; Arthropoda; Branchiopoda; Diplostraca; Daphniidae
Product: larval cuticle protein 65Ag1-like
Exons: 3
Coding region: 58-582 (174 amino acids)
Cellular component (GO): chitin-based extracellular matrix
Molecular function (GO): structural constituent of chitin-based larval cuticle
Source: RefSeq, a predicted model, not a curated record
UUCUAGGUCAAGAGCAGGUUGCUGUCUUUUGUUCACGUAUAAAUAUGAGAUCUGAUCAUGCAAAAUAGUAUCAGUUACAUUCCAACUAACCGACCUACAACAACCAUGAAGCUGUUCAUCAUUGCCGCUGUCUUGGCCGUCGCUGCCGCCGCUCCUUCCAGCUACAAGGCUUACGAGAAGGACUACAAAUAUCCUGAAAUCACCGUCACCAGCCAAUCCGAUGAGCGUAAUCUCGAUGGCAGCAGCAAAUGGAACUACGCCCAGUCUGACUACACUACCCGUGAGGAAUCCCAGCAGCAAAAGAAAUUCAUCGUCACCAAAGUCGAUGACUAUGGCAAAGAAACCAAAGAGGAUGUCUAUGGCAACACCAACAAAGGAUCUUCCUACUGGAUCUCUCCCGAAGGCGAGAAACUUACUUUGACCUGGGCUGCCGAUGAGGCCGGUUUCCAACCCGCUGGUGCUCAUUUGCCAGUCGCUCCCGUCCACGUCUACGAGCUCCCAGUUGCUCCCGUCCAUGAAUACGAACUCCCCGUUGCCCCCGUCCACAUUCCCUUCAACGGAAAGGGCUACAAAAUCUAUUAAAUUAUUGUGAUUGUUCCUUGAGAAAAGAAUACUAUAUCAAAUAAAUAUGGCAUGUUAAAUACAUGCCAACGCUCUACCAUCAA